This is a messenger RNA of Pygocentrus nattereri (red-bellied piranha), 2011 nucleotides long. RefSeq names its product secretory phospholipase A2 receptor-like. Bases 200 to 1474 code for a protein of 424 amino acids. The transcript has 6 exons. NCBI's taxonomy places the organism in Eukaryota, Metazoa, Chordata, Actinopteri, Characiformes, Serrasalmidae. The record is from RefSeq and is a predicted model, not a curated record.
ACAAGGGCUGAACAACAGCACGUCCUUCUGGAUCAGCCUGCUGCGUGAUCACUGGGAGUGGACGGAUGAAGGAUGGUCUGAAUACAGAAACUGGAAGAGUGGUCAGCCUUAACUAUCAUCAAACUGUGCAACACUGAAAAAAUGAAAUGGUCUUCAGUGCCAUGCAGUAAUCAAGCUCAGCCUUUUCUGUGCUACAACAAUGUUCUCUCCUCUCAUUGGUCAGUCUGACACAUUUGAUAAUCAGCUCUUGCUCACAGCUCACACUGUGACAUCAGCAGGAUCAGUUUUAUGCUUGUGGUUUGAACAUUUUUAUCUCACUCAACAGCGAGCCCUUCAUCAGACUAUAAGCUCCACACUGGUGGGAGUGUUUGCUGUUACUAUUGGAAUGACCCCCAACUUCCUCCUCCUCCUCUUCCUCUCAGUUUUUUCUCCUGCAAAUCAAAGUGGUCUCAGAACUUUCCACAUCACUGUGAAGAGAAUGAAUCAGUCUGAAGCUCGAGCAGCUUGCAGAACAAACUACACUGACCUGGUCACUGUGUACAGGGAUGAAGACAACACUCUACUCACUAACAUGACUAGUAACGAUCCUGCCUGGAUUGGUCUGAACCGCAAUCAGUUCAGUGAUAAAUGGUCUAACGGAGAUGAUGUUACAUUCAAUAAUUUGACAGCUGUCUGUGGGUCAGGGUCCUGCUGUGCUGCUAUGAAGGCUGAUGGUUCAUGGGAAAGUCUAAAGUGCACAGAGAACAGAACAUUCAUGUGUUAUAAACAAGAUCCUGACCUCACUCUCAAGUAUCAUUUAAUCUCUGAGAAUAAGAGCUGGUAUGAAGCUCAGAGUUACUGCAGGAAGAACUACACUGACCUGGUCAGCAUCAGAGAUCAGAACCAGAAUGAAGCAGUGAGAACAGAAGGGCUGAAGAGCGACACGUCCUUCUGGAUUGGCCUGUUGCUUGAUGACUGGGAGUGGACUGAUGGAGGACGCUCUGCCUACAGAAACUGGGCGACUAGUCAGCCUCGAUCACCAUCAGACUGUACAGCACUGAAAAGAGAAAAAGAGAAAUGGUAUUCAGUGCCAUGCAGUAAUAUUUAUCCUGCUCUGUGCUACAGCACAUUAAUGCAUGUCAGUGAUGACACUAUGAGCUGGGAAGAUGCUCUGGGUUACUGUCAAGAUAACGGAAUUGGUUUGCUGCGCAUUCAGUCUGAGUCUGACCAGAAAGAGGUGGAGUUUGAGCUCAGGAGGAGGAAUGUCUCUGGAAUGUUGUGGGUGGGGCUUGGACAGAGUCAGCUAUUUGGCUUCUGGAUGUGGACUGGUGGGAUUGGUGUGGGUAACUGGACCAACUGGGCAGGAGGGAGACAACCAGAGCCUCCACUGUCCCACCACUGCGGUGCCAUAGAUACAGAGAAAGGUUUCAAAUGGAAAGAUAAAGACUGUAGAUCUAAAUUCAGAGUUUUAUGUGAAUAUAAAAAAAAGUUCUAACCAAUCCUCUGCACUGUGUUACACAUACGCAAAUAAAUACAGGCAACACAGGUUGAAUGAAUUACGUUUUAUUAAUAUUCGACUCCCAGUAAACCUUGCAAUGAUUUAAAUAAUACAGUUUAAUGCUAAUAUUUUAUUUGAAUGAAAUUAUUGUUUAGUAAUCUUUCUUUCUUAGAAAGUUCUUUCUUUCUUAGAAGGUUCUUGAGAACCUUCUCACUUCUCAACAUAAAGCUUUGUUUAACCCCUUAAAAAUUGGCCAGGCUCACCUGGGGGUCAGAAGUUACACUACACACUUCUAUAUCUUAAAAUCCUUGUAGUUACUGAAGAAUAAUUAUUAGUAUAUAAUAAGCCUGAGAGGCCUUUUAAGAGGUUAAUCAAAACAUAAAUGCAGGUGAUGAUCACAGGAAACAGGAUAUAUAGAUUUGAAUAGAUGUGUUUUCAAAAAAACAUUUUAUCUUGUGUUAAUCAUGUAAAGAUUGUUUUGUUGGUGAUUUAAAGUGUUUAUAAUAUUGUCUUGAUUUUAAUCUUAUUGUUCUU